AUGAAGUGGACGUAUCUUUCCCUGGCACUAGCAACGGCUUCUGCUGUUGCCCUUCCAUCGCCAAAUAUACCAGCUGAAGAGCCGAGCCCUCAGCUCCAACCAGAGGGCGGUGACGAUGAUGUUUGUUACCCUGACUGGGAGGACGAUCUCCUGAAUCUGUUACACGAAUUGCCUGGAGUAGACGAUUACUGUCGCCAUUUGCUUAUUAUUCCUCCUGUUGUCAUCACGAACACCGACUCGGCGAUUCCCAAUCCGAAAACUAUCUGGCACACAAACACAGUGACAGAUACAGAAACUUGGACUCGUACGGCUACGGACAUUGUUUGGCAAACAGUUACUGGCUCUCCUUUGACUGCUACUCAAUACGUUACUAUUACUAAUACCGAGUCAUCACCCGCCACUGUCACGGAUACGGAAUUUGCUACGAUUACAGGUUAUGUCACUGCUGAUGUUACGGAAUCUGUUUUUGAUGUAACGCAAACUGGAACGGAUUUCUUCACGAAUGUUGCCUACAAUACACAGUCGGUUUAUGUCACUGAGGCCAUAACGGAAAGAUACACAAACACUAUCACUUCCUACUCCACACUCGUUGUUACCGACUACAUUACUCUAACGCUGCCAGCCUACGUGUCAAACUAUAUUACAGAUGUGACCACUCAGACAAUCACGAACUAUCAUACAGCUACUUUGACCUUGUCUUAUACUGACACAACCACUGCGACGGAAUCGAAUAUAGAGUCAAUCACGCUAACCGUGCCCUGGACCGUGACUACAUCUCAGACGACAUUGCCUACCGUUGUCCAAACAGAGAUCGAUACCUUAUCCAGCACUGUUCCAGUCACUCAAGUCAUUGAUACUACCUCGACAGCAACUACAUUCAUCACCAAUACUUUCACUGCUACUACCACAGCCCCUACCAUUUCGACCAUGGUUCCUGUACGUCGGCAUGCACUGGGCGAACCCAAGCCUGGCUCAGAUUAUCCUAUUCCGGAAGAGUUGAAAGAUUACUCUCGCCAGGAGCUCCGCAGUGCUUGCUUUGAGUUACAUGUUCCAGCUGCCACGGAAACUGUAUGGGUGACUCAAGCUCUGCCUCGUCCCACUGUAACCAGCACCACCACCACUCAUGUUCCGGCCGAUGGUGUACAGACCGUUGUCGUCACCAAAUACGUUACUGAUUAUGUGAGCCUAGCGCAAGACCCUGUGACAAUUGCUGAAACAAAUACUGUAGACCUGACAGUAUCUUAUACUGUUACUGCUGACAUUAUCAAAACUGCCGACUUGACUCUUACAAGCACAGAAACCGACGUGGCUACUAUAACAGCGACGGAGGACCAGUGGGCGACGGUGACCGACUGGGCCACGUUCGAUGCUACGGUUGAUGCAACUUCAUCUGUUACUGUGACAGUUGAUGUCAGUGAGACUGCUUCAGUGACUGGUUGGGUCACCACCACAGCCAUACCAACCGUGACAAGCGACGUGACAGUCACCCAGCCAGUUUCGGAAACAGUAGAUGUCACAAUCGAUCAGACUGCCACUACCACAGUUGACAUUACCAACACUCAGACUGUAGCGACCACUUCCACAUCAGUGGUGACAACAACCAUCGACGUUCUUGCGAUCUCAACCUUCACUUCGACAAAAUCUGUAACUGUGGUAGUCACUGCACCAGUCACAGUCCCAACGACCGUGUAUACAACCGUUCCACUCACACAGACAGUUCAAUCAGUGUCAACCAUCGAUGUGACUAUUACCAAAACAGUUUCAUCUACGACAACAACUGUUACGCCAAGCUCUGCUUCGACAUGCGGUGUCAACCUCUUCCGAAACGGUGACUUCGCAACUGCCGGCUAUAGCUCAUGGACUGUCAAUCCCACCGGUUCACCAAAUGUUACAGUGGUAACUCCAGGAUACCAGAAUGGCCCGUCUCUUUCUAUUGGGUUGCCAAAUUCUUCAUCAUCAGUCAAUCUAAUUCAGACUGUCAAUACUGUCCCUGGAAAGGUAUAUACCUUUUCAAUGCUUUAUAAUGGGGUCAUCCGCGGCUCUGGAUCGACUAUUGUGUGCAGCUUCAGUAACGCAGCUGCUACAAGUUUAACGAUCCAACUUAAUUCCGUGGCGGCCGACCAAUGGUUCUCAAUCAGUGAAUGCGUAGGCCCUUCCUCGUCAUCAGUCACGCUCACCUGCCGUUUCCACUCGACUAACAUGGCCCAGAUAGAGGUGGAUAGCUUCAGCCUGAAAUGUUGA
Messenger RNA from Talaromyces stipitatus ATCC 10500, 2241 nucleotides. Its product is annotated as protein MSB2, putative. The record is from RefSeq and is a predicted model, not a curated record. The coding region runs from base 1 to 2241 and encodes 746 amino acids. NCBI's taxonomy places the organism in Eukaryota, Fungi, Ascomycota, Eurotiomycetes, Eurotiales, Trichocomaceae. The transcript has 3 exons.